Humulus lupulus (European hop) is the source of this 939-nucleotide messenger RNA. RefSeq lists its product as uncharacterized. Bases 1 to 939 code for a protein of 312 amino acids. The record is from RefSeq and is a predicted model, not a curated record. NCBI's taxonomy places the organism in Eukaryota, Viridiplantae, Streptophyta, Magnoliopsida, Rosales, Cannabaceae. The transcript has a single exon.
AUGUAUACUCUUGAUAUUAGAGUUUGUACUAGUCAGUUCAUUCAUUGUUUUGCUCGAGCCACUCACACGGCAGGAAGUUUUUUUAUCACCUUUGUAUAUGGCUUUAAUGAUGUGAAAUUGAGGGAUCAACUAUGGCUGGAUAUUCAGGAGUUAGCUUUGAAGAUUGAUGAGGCUUGGAUGAUAUUGGCAGAUUACAAUGAGAUCUUGCAUCAGAAUGAAAGAGUUGGCAAGAAGACUAUUAUGAAACCUUCUCUGAGCCUUCGAGAUUGCAUGAUCACUUGUCAAAUGGAAGACUUGAAAUAUUCAGGGUGUUUUUAUACAUGGACAAACAAGCAAAGGUCUGAGGAUCGAGUCUAUUCUAAAAUCGACAGGGCUAUGGUUAACUUGAAAUGGACAGAUCAAUACCCGAACUCUGAAGCAGUUUUUCUACCUGAAGAUACAUUUGAUCACCGUCCCAUUCUUGUUUCAUUUUAUUUGGUUGUGACUACUGGUAAGCAACCGUUCAGGUACUUCAGAAUGUGGAAGGAAGCUUCAUCAUAUGCAACUAAAGUUAGCAUUAACUGGAAUAUAUUAGCUUCGGGUUCUGAGAUGUAUAAAUUAGUCCUGAAGUUAAAGAGACUUAAACAGAUUUUCAGGGAAAUAAAUAGAGAAGUAUAUCAUGACAUUCAAAAGGCUGAAGCUCAAGCAAAGCAUUGCCUGCUGGAAAUUCAAGAAAGCUUGCACCAAGAUCCCCUCAAUGAGUCUUUAAUUCGACAGGAGAUAUUGGCUAGGGAAGAAUUUACUCGAUUAAAUAGAGCAUAUUUGUUAUUUUUAGCACCAAAAGCAAAAGCCAGCUGGGUGAUGAAUGGUGAUGAAAAUACUGCUAUUUUUCAUGCCUCAUUGAAAGCUAGAAGGAUUCAGAAUCGCAUUUUCUCUAUACACACUGAAGAUGGUAACUAG